AGAAGAGUAAAUUAAUAAGAAAAAAAGCUAUAAGUUCUUUUUGCUGAAGGAUGAAGAAUCCAAUCAAGUAGAAGUAGAAGGUUGAUUUUGGUGUUGCAAAGUAAUCGAUCAAAGGGAAAUGCUUGUCUGUGCAGCGAGCUCAGGUGUGACUCACACUCCUCCACACUCUUCGCUCAGCUUCUGCUAUUCCAACGCCAAAUCCCACCGAAUUUUCUCCAAUUCCGUCAGCCUCCCUAUCACGCACAACGACAACCCUACCUCCGAUUCCGAUGACGCCCUCCGCCUCACCGUGCCUUCUGCCGCCGCUGUUGCCUCCGCCAUUCGCAAGGCCUCCACCUCCCCCGUCCAGUUCACCCAGACCCUCCAGACCGAUCGCCAAACCGGACUCGUGCUUCCCAGCACUGACUUCCAUCGACUCUGUCUCCACCAGCUUCACCUCUUUCGCAGGAUCGUUCCCGAAGCCCUACUCUCGGUGUAUGUUAGACCAGCUGGUAGUUAUGUGAUGGAUCGGUUGGAGCUUCGACGGGUUGCACUGUACCCUGGAGAUGCAGAGUCAGAGGGCAUUGUCAUUCUUGUGGGUCAUUUUAGUAUUCCUGCGGGCUUGCGUACUGCUGAGGCCACACUUUCCAAUUUGCAAGUUAAUGUUGUCCCUGAAUGCAAGGCUGUCGUUCUUCCGAUGGUGAAACACCCAUUUGUUGUUGGUUUCUUGGUUGCUGAGCUUCCAGUGGUGGAGGAGGAACAGUGUCAGAAAGCUCAAAGUGAGGGUCCAGAUAUCCACACGUCUGUUGAGGAAGCUUAUUCGUUGCCUCCCUUCUUGGAUUUAGACAAGAAGUCGAGGGAAAUUCAGACCCUUCGGGUCAAGGACGAAAAAGUUGGUAUGCGUAACUUCACUUCUGAGCAAAGAUCAAAUGCUGUCAACAUUUCACAGUCUCUUGCUAUGGCAUAUGUGAUGGAUCAGAAAGCAAUGUUACUUCAGCAAUCAACAUGGCAGAAUAAUGUCAGAAUGGGUAAUCUGGUUGAGCAAAUCCGUGGUCCACUUUCCAGUAUUCAAACCUUAAGUAAAAUCCUGUCUGCACAGACAAAGAGAACUCAGAUUUCAUAUGACAUUGUUGAAGACCUCUUGGUGCAAGGUAAUCGGUUGAGGGACGUUCUCCAACAACUACAGGAUGCUGUUUAUUUGACAAAGAAUAAUAUAGUGCGCUACAAUGAAGAAGCAAUCAAGAAAAUGAAUGGUUCUACCCACAUACUUGCUGAAUCUGCUAGAUCUCAAUUGCUAGAUAACUCCCCAGGGGAUGACGUCUCUUCAAAUAAAAUGAAAAACUCUAGUGAGUCACUUUCUCUAACUGCUGCUGUCUACGAUAUAGAGAUGCCACUACCACCUUUGGCUCUUGCUCCAUUGCAACAUGGAAUCAGAUCAUGCAAUGUUUCUGAAGUAUUGACAGAAUUAGUUGAUUCAGUUAGACCACUUGCCCAGAGUCAAAAACGUUUGGUGGAACUAAGUGAACUCUCAUCACCUUUGCUAGCUGCUGUAGAAGAACCUGCACUGCGCCAGGCUUUCAGCAAUCUUAUUGAAGGUGCUUUACUACGGACGAAUGUUGGAGGAAAGGUUGAAAUUGUAUCUACUGCAGCACCAGCUGGUGGCACCCUUGUACUUAUUGAUGAUGAUGGUCCUGAUAUGCACUACAUGACUCAGAUGCACUCACUCACACCUUAUGGACAAGAACUGUUGUCUGAUGGUAUGAUUGGACAAUAUGACUUGGAACUUUGUUGCUGGGAUGACUGUUGCUCGUGAGAUACUAGAAAGCUAUGGCUGUGUCGUCCGUAUCGUUUCACCUCGGAUUAAAGAUGCUCCUCUGGGAGCUGGGGGAACACGUCUAGAACUCUGGCUUCCUUCAACUGCAAAAUCUGAUUUGAGCAGCCACACCCAAGAGGGUAUAGCAUGAGU
Molecule: messenger RNA, 1945 nt
Organism: Vigna umbellata (rice bean)
Lineage: Eukaryota; Viridiplantae; Streptophyta; Magnoliopsida; Fabales; Fabaceae
Gene: CSK
Product: chloroplast sensor kinase
Source: RefSeq, a predicted model, not a curated record